Molecule: messenger RNA, 1295 nt
Organism: Oryza brachyantha (malo sina)
Lineage: Eukaryota; Viridiplantae; Streptophyta; Magnoliopsida; Poales; Poaceae
Product: peroxidase 21-like
Exons: 1
Coding region: 90-1091 (333 amino acids)
Biological process (GO): response to oxidative stress; hydrogen peroxide catabolic process
Molecular function (GO): peroxidase activity; heme binding
Source: RefSeq, a predicted model, not a curated record
UGCACCUUCUUGCUUGGACACUCCACUCUUGCUACUAGUUAGUUUUGCUGCUAGCUAGCUAGCAGUGCACUGCCCACUAGCGAAUAGCGAUGACGAGGAGUAGGCAUAUUGCGAUGGUGUGCUGCAGCUGCGCGCUGCUGCUCCAAGUGACGAUGAGUGUUGUUUCCGGCGAGGGGCAGCUGAGGCUGAACUUCUACUCGGAGAGCUGCCCUCGGGCGGAGGAGGUGGUGAGGGAGCAGGUGCAGAGGCUGUACGAGGAGCACGGCAACACGGCGGUGUCGUGGGUGAGGGCCCUCUUCCACGACUGCAUGGUCAAGUCCUGCGACGCCUCCCUGCUGCUGGAGACCACGCCCACCGGCGCCAUCUCCGAGCAGGCCUCCCACCGCAGCUUCGGCAUGCGCAACUUCAAGUACAUCACCGCCAUCAAGGCCGCCGUGGAGCGGGAGUGCCCAGGCACCGUCUCCUGCGCCGACAUCCUGGCGCUGGCGGCCCGGGACGGCGUGGCCAUGCUGGGAGGGCCGGCGCCGGUGGGCAUGCGGACGGGGCGGCGGGACAGCAGGGAGAGCUACUACGGCGUGGUGGAGCGGUACAUCCCCAACCACAACGACAGCGUGUCGACGGUGCUGGCGCGGUUCGCGGGGAUGGGCGUGGACACGGAGGGGGCGGUGGCGCUGCUGGGCGCGCACUCGGUGGGCCGCGUGCACUGCUUCAACCUGGUGGGGAGGCUGUACCCGGAGGUGGACGGUAGCAUGGAGGCGGCGUACGGAGAGUACCUGCGGGGGAGGUGCCCCACGGCGGAGGCGGCGGAGGACACUGGGGAGGUGGUGUACGCGCGCAACGACCGCGCCACGCCCAUGCUGCUGGACAACAUGUACUACCGCAACCUCCUCGCCGGCCGCGGCCUCCUCCUUGUGGACCAGCAGCUUGCCUCCGACCCCCGCACGUCUCCCUACGUCCGCCGGAUGGCCGCCGACAACGCCUACUUCCACCAGCGUUUCGCCGCCACGCUGCUCACCAUGUCCGAGAACGCGCCGCUCACCGGCGCCCAGGGAGAGGUCAGGAAGGAUUGCAGGUUCGUCAACUCCAGCUAGGUAGUAGUAAUUCUAUAUAUGCAUGAUCGAUGUCAAAAUAAGGUAAGGUGCAGUGCGCCAAAUAUAUAUGUCAUCCACCCGUAACUCCAAAACUCGAUCUCAUGUGAAUUACUGUGCGUGCCUGCCACGAACUGUACGUCCCUUAGCUUGUUACUACUACUGUACGUAUAUAUAGUAUCAUCUCUCGCUAUAAUGGAAAACCGU